Messenger RNA from Corvus hawaiiensis (hawaiian crow), 2205 nucleotides. RefSeq names its product ELOVL fatty acid elongase 2 (gene ELOVL2). Bases 67 to 1083 code for a protein of 338 amino acids. The transcript is spliced from 9 exons. Gene Ontology annotation, cellular component: endoplasmic reticulum membrane; endoplasmic reticulum. The record is from RefSeq and is a predicted model, not a curated record. NCBI's taxonomy places the organism in Eukaryota, Metazoa, Chordata, Aves, Passeriformes, Corvidae. Gene Ontology annotation, biological process: very long-chain fatty acid biosynthetic process; fatty acid elongation, saturated fatty acid; sphingolipid biosynthetic process. Gene Ontology annotation, molecular function: fatty acid elongase activity.
CGCGCCUGCAGAGCCGCGCCGAGCCCGGCGAUACCCUGGACAGCGCCUCGCCGCCGCUGCGCCGCCAUGGUAACAGCUAUACAACCAGCACUGCCAACAACUCUGCAGUGGCAUUCCCAGCCCAGGGGAAGCACAGAUGAGAAGCCAGUUGCAUGGGAGUCCAACUCUCCAGCCAGCACAGUGGCUUUCAUGGAGACCCUGAAAGCUUUUGACCGGGAUGUAAAUGAGUUUGUGGACUAUAUGUUUGGACCUCGAGAUCCCAGGGUUAGAGGAUGGUUCCUUUUGGACUCUUACCUUCCCACAUUUUUCCUUACUGGAGCAUAUCUACUCUGCAUAUGGCUGGGCAACAAGUUCAUGAAGAAUAGGCCUCCUUUCUCUCUCAGGGCUCACCUCAUCGUGUAUAACCUGGGCAUCACACUGCUCUCCUUCUACAUGCUCAUAGAGCUCAUCCUUGCCACAUGGGAAGGCGGCUACAACUUGCAGUGCCAGAACCUCCACAGUGCAGGGGAGGCUGAUAUCCGGGUAGCCAAGGUGCUGUGGUGGUAUUAUUUUUCCAAAGUAAUUGAAUUCACGGACACUAUCUUCUUUGUACUGAGAAAGAAAAGCAGCCAGAUCACCUUCCUUCAUGUGUAUCACCACGCCACUAUGUUUAACAUUUGGUGGUGUGUUCUGAACUGGAUACCUUGUGGGCAAAGUUUCUUUGGACCCACUUUGAAUAGCUUUAUCCACGUGCUCAUGUAUUCUUACUACGGACUGUCAGUCAUCCCUUCCAUGCGCAAGUACCUCUGGUGGAAGAAAUACCUCACUCAGGCACAACUGAUCCAGUUUCUGCUCACUAUUGUGCACACACUCAGUGCGGCUGUGAAGCCAUGUGGAUUCCCAUUUGGCUGCCUCAUGUUCCAGUCCUCCUACAUGGCCACACUGGUCAUUCUCUUCAUCAACUUCUACAUUAAGACAUACCGGAAAGCACCUUCAAGAACAGCCGUAAAGGAAACCCCUGUCACAACAGAAAUCAAGAAUGGCUUCCAUAAGGACUACUUUGCUGCUGCCAAUGGAUUGCAGAAUAAUAAGAAGGCACAAUAAGUAUAGUGUUUCCUAUGAUCUUUUUUUCUAAAGAGAAAAAGAAGAAAAAAGACUGAAUUACAAGCUUUAGCUUAAAACCUAUUUGAUUACAUUUAUCAGUUCUUUGUACCAGACACUUAUUAAUGUACUGCUAUCUAGGUUUUAACCAAAUGAGUAGAAUUACUUGUCUUGUCAAAGAUCACCAUCAGAAAAAGAAAGCCAAGAUAUUUCUCAUAUGAAAAAGAAAACCUUUCUGAUCUCUAAUGCUGACACAAAAACGCCUUAUGAAACACUUGAUGGAUAAAUCCAUCAAUGCCUUCAAAAGGUUAGGACUCUGUUCAGACUAACAGGGUGAGCACUUUCUGGGCAUGUGAGAGGUCUUGAGGCAAGGCUUCACACUGCACCCAGUGCAUCCAGCUGAACCGCAGCCAAGGUCAGGAAAAUAAGGGGGGGGUGGGGAAAAAGAUGAGAAUCAUACCUUUUCCAUCACCAUACCCCUCUUUUCUUCUUCUCAGCAAUUCCCCAAAACACACUCCCUCCCCAUGGACACCAGCAAGGUGCCCUUUGAUCCUGUGUGAGCCCUGGGGAAGGACAUGACAGAGGGCAGAGCCCAGGUGCACCAUCCCAUAGUUUGCAGGCGGUUGUGCACCACGCUCACUUGCUUUACUCAGGUGCAACCUGAUUCAAAUGCCAGGAAUGCUGGCAGGAGCUUUCUGUUUCAGGGGGCUGGACUGGUAGCCCCUGGCACUGCCCAGUCUGGUAUUCUGAACACAGAGCAAAACAAGUUACUUUGGAUAUGCUAAGUCAUUAGGACUUCUAGGUAAAUGGAUUUUGAAAGAAAUAGGAUCUUAGCAUCUUAAGGAAGAUAAAUCCAUUGAGUGUAAAUGUGUAUAAAGUUAAUCCUACACAAACACUGCUAAUUCAAAGGAAACUGUCGUGCCACAUAUUAAUAGACUGGAAGAUGCAGAAAAUUUGAAAAGUGAGUUCAGCAAUGAGCGAAGCAGGUUAUACACAAAUUUCUGUGCCAGGUGGACCUUACUCAGACUAGUCUCUGGCUGGGGAAACAGAGGCACAAUCCUCUGUAGGAGAAGCAAGGAGAUAUCUGCUGUCUGCAGCUGUAAAGGUGUCUCUCUCCCAAUAGCC